AUGGCUCUCCAGCUCGCAUCCCCAACCAGGGAUCUCUUACCAUUUUCCCUUUCUCCUCCAUCUUCUCCGAGCCUCUCUCCAGAUCCUCGUUCUCCACAGACCGCCCUCUUGCCAGCCUCGGAGAUGCACGUCUUUGGCCUCCAGCCACUCGAUCCAGAAUUCGGAAAUGUCAUCUGCACCCACUGUUCAAAGCCUGUCCUCAAGUCUGCAAUCCUCGAACACACUGCAAACUGCAAAAAGAUUCGUCAAGGUGGCGCCGUUAAACCGACAAUCUCAAUCUCCCAGGCCUCGAAUACAUCUGCUGCAGCCUCUUCUGCACUGGCCAGUGGUGCCGACGACCCAAAGAAGAAUGCAAAGAAACGCAAAGCAAGUGACAUGGACGGCCCGGACCUCACCUCGCCUGCUGCAAAGAAACGUGCAAAGCCAACACCCAGGGUGACAAAGGGCAGGAUGAAAGGUCCCGUCGAUGUCGAUAGACAGUGUGGUGUCAUCAACGACAAGGGUCUCCCUUGCUCGAGAUCGCUCACCUGCAAGUCCCACGCAAUGGGCGCCAAACGUGCCGUCGAGGGCCGUUCCAAAUCCUACGAUGAACUCCUCCUCGAAUGGAACCGCGCCCAUAAACCAAACUUUGUCGAACCCGUCAAACGCCAGACCAAGGAGGAGAAAAAGCAACAAAAGGAAAAAGAAAAGGCGGAAAAGUUAAAGGCGAAACAGGCUGAAAAGGAAUCUGCACUCGCUGCUGCACUUGCUGCGGGUGAAAAGCCUAAAAAGAGUGGUGGGUCCAAGAAAAAGGCCAAAGUGGACGCGGCGAUUGAGGUGGCUGUUGAAGAAGAGGUGAUUGCGGAUCCGAUGGAGCAACAGCUAGAGGUGGACAGGCUUGUCAGUGCCGUUCGUACGCUUCGGCAGAGUGGCUAUGGUGCGGCACCCCUUGCUGUUCCUAUGGACGCUCGUUUGUUCUUCAUCAAGCGUCGCGAGCUCGUUGCGUCGUCGAGAGAUUUGUUGACUCAAGCUCUACAAGGCUGGUGA
Molecule: messenger RNA, 1026 nt
Organism: Serendipita indica DSM 11827
Lineage: Eukaryota; Fungi; Basidiomycota; Agaricomycetes; Sebacinales; Serendipitaceae
Source: the annotation of a GenBank genome assembly